Messenger RNA from Caenorhabditis remanei, 1215 nucleotides. RefSeq lists its product as uncharacterized. Gene Ontology annotation, molecular function: sequence-specific DNA binding; DNA-binding transcription factor activity; zinc ion binding. The transcript has 5 exons. NCBI's taxonomy places the organism in Eukaryota, Metazoa, Nematoda, Chromadorea, Rhabditida, Rhabditidae. The coding region runs from base 1 to 1215 and encodes 404 amino acids. Gene Ontology annotation, biological process: regulation of DNA-templated transcription. The record is from RefSeq and is a predicted model, not a curated record.
AUGCCUCCUGCACUUCAUCUAUCUGGGCCAUGUGAAGUAUGCGGUCAACCGGCACAUGGAAGACAUUUCGGAGUGUUCAGCUGUCGCGCCUGCGCAGCGUUUUUCAGAAGAGCCGCUCGAAAAAGUGCCAAAUCACAAGAUAUUAUUUGUCCAAAGGGAAAUUGCAUAAUUUUCGAUCAUGGAGAAUACCGAUGUAAAAUGUGUCGUCUAAAACAGUGUUUAGAAGUUGGAAUGGACUGUAGCAAGUUCCAUGAUAAUCAUGAUCUCAUUUCAAAUGUGAUCAACUAUUCCAAACGUUCUGUGCCACAAAGUCUCUCAAAUUUUCUGGGUCGACCUGAAAUGAUUUUGAGCUGUGAACCGGAUAAAAUGUCACGUGUCAAGACUAUUAUAGAUAUGACAUGGCUAAUUGAAAAAGCAGUGAAAGUAUUUCAAAAGGAACCAACAACACUCAUUCCGUAUCAAGUGAACAACAGUCUCGAACGAAUGUCACUCGCAUUGGCAAACCAGCAAAAAGAAGAGACGAAUCAGAAGUUGGAAGUUUGGAAAGUGUUCGGAAAAAAGGAAAUAUUGUACACUUUUGAGCAAAUGUUCCUCGGUGCAACUCAAUGGUUAGCCGAGCUCCCGGAGUUCAGGGAGCUAGAUAUGGCUAUCAAGACGGAAAUUCUAAAAUCUUGUUGGAUGUUAUGGAAUAGACUGAACUUUUUGGCAGAAUCAGCAGAAUAUCACAGAAACAAAGUACUUGGAGGUACUAUGUUCAUGGUUACAGAAGGCGCAUGUAUAAAUGUGCAACAGCUAAAUGCCGAUGUGAGUUGGUGUACGAAUUAUUCGAUGGAACAGGUUGGAGCAUUAUUGAUGCCAGAUGCUACAAAGCGAUGGAUUGAACCCGUCAGCGAGUUGUUAAAGUUGAAUCCUACCGACGUAGAACUCAACUUCAUGCUUCUGCAGCUUUGUCUUCAUGACGCGGGAAAGAAGUUUCAAGGGAAAAUAUUGGAAACAACUGAUGAAAUCAUUCGUAUUCAUGCAGACAAUCUACAUGAGUACUACACAAAAACGCAGAAAAUGUAUAACUACUCGGGACGAUUGACUCGAUUGCUGAGAAUAAACAAAGACAUCGAAACAGAUGUGAGACAUCAAAGAGAAAAACAACGGAUUGCAGAAUUGUUUAAUGUACUUUCACUCCAAUAUUCACAUCCAGAAAUGUUCGAGUUUACAUGA